AUGGCGCGACUUGCAGAACUCCGAACAGGUGAAGCUCCGAUGGAAUUCGAAUGGACAGCAAAACCAGCAGUAGAUCCGAGUUCGCCCUUCGCUCAAGUGAGCCAGCACCUGGGCGGCCAGAAACGUCCACAUAGCUCAUUUGAGUCUCCGAACAAGAACAACUCUUAUGCUCUUCGUCCUCCGAAUUCCAAGCCAUUCCUCUUCUCCCAACAGGAGCAACAACAACAAUCACAAUCCCGGCCUUCGUCCCUUCCCAAGUUCGGACAACCUGCUUUUAUGACCCCUCGCAAGAUUGAUGUCGAUUUCUCAUCCGGUGCUGAGAACUUCUCGUCGCCAGAGAACGCAGAUAAUGAAGAUACCCCGGAACAACCCGCAAGAACGGAGCGGAGGAAUUCAAUAUUCAAUCCAUUCGGGCGACAUGGUCAUUCUAGCCCUGGUCGAGGCGAGAUUACCCGCGUGCCACAUUUUGCGAGUGGAGCGGUGCAUAAAGUUCAAAAGAGACGGCUACAAAGAGAUAAAGUGCGAGACAAGGAGCUGAUUCGAAGGGUGAAGGUGGAGAGUGAUGAUGAGAGCGAUGGGUCAAGCAACAGCCAGAAGAGGGGGGGCAAAUUAUUAAAACGAGAUAAUGAGCAUGGAUCAGAAGUCGUUCCCUCGCGGAUGUCGUCUUUCCGUGAAUUCUUCGCUUUAUUGGAGGCGCACCCAAAUGUUCCCAGCAUCUUAUCGUGGUGGGCCCAGCUACUGGUUAACCUAUCGCUAUUCUCCCUCGCCGUGUGGAUCGUAUUCACAUUUGUCUCAGCCAUUCGCGCUGAAUUCGAGCACGCUGCUGAAGAGGUUUCGGAUGGUAUUCUGGCAGACAUGGCGAAAUGCGCCAAAGACUACGUGGAUAACAAGUGUGGUGGUGGGGACCGAUUACCAGCACUGGAGACUGUUUGCGAGAAUUGGGAGCGCUGUAUGAAUCGUGACCCGGCUAAAGUUGGGCGCGCCAAGGUCUCUGCGCACACGAUGGCCGUUAUAAUCAACAACUUUAUUGAUCCGAUCAGCUGGAAGGCAGUGUUAAUCUUCCUCGCCACCAUUUCUACCGUGACCGUUGUAAGCAACUGGUCAUUCCGCUCUUUCAGAAACAAACACAAUCAACAAGAUUACUCCCACCACCCGAACAACUACCCCGGCCAACCACAAGGGCAUAAUCCAUUCAUGCACGGGCAACCACUCCCGUUGCAACACAAUCCUGGCUUCAGUUACUACGGACAACAACAGCCUGACCUGCGCCAGGAAAGGAGCGACAAAUUUUCCCAGAAACAAGAUGCUCCACUGAUGUUGGAAAACGCAAGAGCGAUGGAUUAUGUCCGUGAGCGCAGCCGAGAUCCAGAUGCGACUCUCCGGUCGCCGAGCCCAUCAAAGUCAAAACGCCGAUUCGCAUAG
Molecule: messenger RNA, 1422 nt
Organism: Penicillium angulare
Lineage: Eukaryota; Fungi; Ascomycota; Eurotiomycetes; Eurotiales; Aspergillaceae
Product: putative nuclear envelope protein Brr6
Exons: 3
Coding region: 1-1422 (473 amino acids)
Biological process (GO): nuclear envelope organization; lipid homeostasis
Cellular component (GO): nuclear membrane; nuclear envelope
Source: RefSeq, a predicted model, not a curated record